AUGCCUUCACUUCAGAAACUGACCCCUUCCGUCUACUUUUUUCGCCCGGCAGAUGACGCGUUAACGCACCCUACGGACUCUCCCUCACUGAUCAUGAUGUUCAGCUGGAUGGACGCACAACUGCGACACGAGCAGAAGUUCGUCGAUGCUUUGCACCAACUUUACCCAACCGCAACCAUCGUGCUCAUCAAGUCCGCGUUGAGCACUGCGUUUGCGACGCAGGCAAAUCUGGAACAUGUCCUCGAGCCUGUUGUCGAGAUCCUUCUUUCUCGACAUUGGGAUGGGAUCUUGAUGCACAUGUUCUCGAACGGGGGAGGAUUCAUGUUCAUGGCGUUGCACAAAGCGCUGGCAAAGCGACACAAACCCGACUCUGAGACUGCACACCGUGGACCCCGUGUUGUUUGCGUUCUCGACUCGCUGCCGGGGGAUCACGGACUCGACUCGUUGCUCCUUGUCGCCGGACCUAAGAACCCGCUGCUAUACGCCCUUUCGGUACCCAUUUUCGCGGCCGCGUGUGGCGCUCUAGCGCUCGGGGACACACUCCGUGGCAAUGGUCCCAUGUUUACCGAGUUUCGCCGCAUAUUGCUCACGUCCGACCCACUUCCGACUAUCACCGAGACAUCAAGGACUCAGCCACCACGUCUCUACAUAUAUUCGAUCAAAGAUCGCACAAUCCGCUCUCAGAACAUCGAGCGCCAUAUUGAGGAGGCAAAGAGGUUGGGCAUCGUGGUCGAUGUCGAGAGAUACGAAGAUUCGCCCCAUGUUGGACACAUGCGCUGCGACGAGAAACGGUACUGGAACGCUGUGAAGGGUGCAUGGGCCCGUGCAAAGCUGUAG
Peniophora sp. CBMAI 1063 is the source of this 837-nucleotide messenger RNA. The record is from the annotation of a GenBank genome assembly. NCBI's taxonomy places the organism in Eukaryota, Fungi, Basidiomycota, Agaricomycetes, Russulales, Peniophoraceae.